Molecule: messenger RNA, 1336 nt
Organism: Hibiscus syriacus
Lineage: Eukaryota; Viridiplantae; Streptophyta; Magnoliopsida; Malvales; Malvaceae
Product: tubulin-folding cofactor B-like
Exons: 9
Coding region: 120-848 (242 amino acids)
Biological process (GO): tubulin complex assembly; cytoplasmic microtubule organization; post-chaperonin tubulin folding pathway
Cellular component (GO): nucleus; microtubule plus-end; cytoplasm
Molecular function (GO): microtubule plus-end binding; alpha-tubulin binding
Source: RefSeq, a predicted model, not a curated record
ACAUUUGAUAAUUGAAAACAGAUUGGGAACUCAGUUCUAUAGUGCUGUGGAGUCUCGACUGUGCGCUGCUCCUCUCAUAUAUUUUUGCAAAUCAACAUUGAAUCUCUAGGAAACUUCAUAUGGCGUCGCGUUUGCAAAUUGGGGGUGAUGCCUCAGUACUGCUCCGAGUCACUCACUCCAACCUCAAAAGCUUCGCCGCCGACAUUCGCUUUUCCCUUCAGAUGAGCGUGGAAGCAGUGAAAGAGAAGCUAUGGAAGAAAUGUGGGACUUCAGUAAAUUCAAUGCGGUUAGAACUGUAUGAUGAUUGUAAAAACAAACUUUUUGAUUUGAGUGAUGAUUCAAGACCUCUUGGUUUCUAUUCUCCUCUAGAUAGGUUCCAAAUACACAUUAUAGAUCUUGAUCCUUCGUCGGUAACUUCGGGAGGGUGGCUUGAAGAUACGUCAUUAGUAGAAAAGUAUACGAUUUCUGAAGAUGAAUACAGUAAACGUUCUGGUACAUUUAGGAAAUUCAAGGAACAGAUGGCAUCUCAAAAUCCAUCUGCAUUUAGGAAUAAAAUGUCAGACAACUACAUGGAAGACCUCUGUGCAAAUAUCAAGGUAGGAGACAGGUGUGAAGUUGACCCAGGGGAGAAAAGAGGAGUUGUCAAAUACGUGGGUCGAGCAGAAGCAUUAGGACCAGGAUUUUGGAUUGGAAUUCAAUAUGAUGAACCACUAGGAAAACAUGAUGGCACGGUGAAAGGAACUCGGUAUUUUCAAUGCCCUCCACUUUGUGGUGCAAUGGUUAGGCCUGACAAAGUAAAGGUUGGUGACUAUCCUGAACGAGAUCCCUUUGAGGAGGAUGAGAUAUAAUAUGGUUGUGAAAGGGUACUGCUAAAUUUCUGUUUCCAAGCAGUUUCAAUAAACAUUACAGAUUGACAAUGAUACAUUUGUAUUUGAUGGUAUUGUAACAUAUAUGGUAUGGGAAUGACGAGUGAGACUGUUUGAAAGAUGAUAAACUUUAAGCAUGAAAAGCUGGUAUUCUUCUUUUUGAGCUUGCUUCCUGACUUUUGUUGCAGGAAAAGAACAGAAAAGAUCCCAGAACAGGGUACAGAGAUGAUACUUGAGCAGAACUGGCCUAUACUCUUCUUGUUCCAUUUUCACCAUGAGCUUGAACAUUAGAAACUAUUCCCUGUGUGAUUGCUUAAAAGUAUAGAUUGAUUGAGUUCUGUUGAAGGAAUAUUGCAAACUAUGUUUUCCUUCAACGAUCCACACUUUUAUGAUGGUCAAAACCAGGUAUGCAAAUAAAGCUUGCUUGAUAUUGGGAAUAUAAUUUUGAAUCUAAAGUUCAAAAGAUUUUG